AUGUCACCAAUAGUUCACUGUGUGCGCCAUGCACAAGGCUUCCACAAUCUCAGCCAUGCAAAUCACCAUUUGCCUGACCCUGAACUGACGCCCCUGGGAGAAGAGCAAGCCCGCGCCUUAGGUGCUAGUUUCCCUGCACUUGAAAAUAUUCAACUAAUUCUGUCAUCGCCACUACGACGCACCAUUCAGACCGCGCUGUUAGCGUUCCCCUCACACGUAGGGGACGGUAGCCUGCAGGUUAUCGCCUGGCCAGAGGUGCAGGAAGCAAGUGAUCUCAUCUGUGACACUGGUAGGGAUCUGCUUGAUAUCAAGGCUGAGUUUGAGAAACUGCCGGUAGAUUUUACUAUGGUUGAGCCUGGCUGGCAUAUUAAGCAAGGCAAAUGGGCUCCCGUCAUGGGUAGGCUUUUGGAGAGAGCUCAACUGGCACGGGAGUGGCUGAGGCAGCGACCUGAAAAGGAAAUCGUGGUGGUUUCUCAUGGCUGCUUUCUGCAUUUUCUGACGGAUGACUGGGUGAAUGCCGUGAAUUCACAUGUAACGGACUGGGCUAAUGCUGAGGUUCGCUCCUUUGAUUUUGCCUAUGAUGAGGACGAAAGACCAGCUUUACGUGAGACAACAGAAUCUAGGAGAAAAAGAGGUUUGGAACCAAUUGCCCUGACCAAAGAGCAACGGCUAGAGCUGCAGCAGACAUCACUGCAAAACUGGAUUGAAUGGGGUGUCAUAUUGCCGUGA
Penicillium expansum is the source of this 729-nucleotide messenger RNA. Its product is annotated as histidine phosphatase family protein. The record is from RefSeq and is a predicted model, not a curated record. NCBI's taxonomy places the organism in Eukaryota, Fungi, Ascomycota, Eurotiomycetes, Eurotiales, Aspergillaceae. The transcript is spliced from 3 exons. The coding region runs from base 1 to 729 and encodes 242 amino acids. Gene Ontology annotation, cellular component: cytoplasm. Gene Ontology annotation, molecular function: phosphatase activity.